ACUGAGGGGACUUCCUACGUUGCGCUCGUUCUUCUAUUUUUUUUUGCUCAUAUUUAUUUAUUUAUUUAUUUAGUAAUCGGAAACUGGUAAAAUGGCGUACCUUGGUGGAUUACAAAGUAGGCCCUGUCCGUAGAAAAUGUGCAUAACUAGAGCGCGUAGACUCAAAUACUGGAAAAAGUUGUGAAAUUACUGUAUGUGUCAGGAUUGUUGAUGCAGGCCCGACUAUUGUAUUGUUCGUGAAGGGACACCGAUCCGUAGGCAGUUACUAACUUAUUUGUAUGAAACGGCGAGGUAUAUACACAACAUUCGUUAGAUUAAAGCACAAAUACUGAUUGUUUAAAACUGACGUUUAGUUGCGCGAGUCUGCGCGUUAACGAGCGGAUAGCUAACGAAGAAGCGGGCUGUCUGUGCUAAAGAUGGCAGCAGUCUGACAACAGCAGCACGCCGGGCUUUCCGCGCUCAGCAGUCCUCACCAGCUGUGUACUCCGCUGGGCAGCGACAUACUACUAGUACUAGCCCAGUUAAACGAAAAAAAAAAAAAAAAAAAAACUGGGUAACGUUUUACCGUCUGCGUGGUGAAAAAAAUUCAAAGCAGAAGCUAAGAAAGUGGAGAAGUGUGCGAGUAGCUGCAGCGGGAACAUGACUUCAGCUUCGACCAAGGUGGGGGAAAUAUUUUCUGCGGCAGGUGCUGCUUUCACCAAGCUGGGUGAGCUCACCAUGCAGCUUCAUCCUGUGGCUGACUCCUGCCCUGCUGGAGCCAAGUGGACAGACACUGAAAUCGAGAUGUUGCGGUCUGCCGUGAGGCGCUUUGGUGACGACCUGAACAGUAUCAGCUCAGUCAUCAAGGAGCGCACUGUUGCUCAGAUCAAGACCACCGUAAAACGGAAGUUGUAUGAGGACAGCCGGGUGCCUCUCUCUUCGGACUCCCCCAAAAAAACCACCAAAAAAACACCGAUUGCUGUGACCUCUGGCCCUGCACCCCAAGUCAUCACAGUUCCCACAUCACAGGUUGUUGUGACAACUGGGAUCCAGAGUCCCUCCUCUGCUCAACCCACCAUUAAGAAACCGAAGACAGCAGAUGUCACCUUGAGUGCCCUGAAUGACUCGGAUGUGAACAGCGAUCUUGUGGAUAUCGAGGGACUUGGAGAAGGCUCCGCUGCCAAGAAACUCAACUUUGAUCAGGAGAGUCUUAAUCUGGACUCCAGUCUCAUCAUGAACUCAAGCGAUCUGCCCCUCCUCUCACGCUGACCUUUGCUAUUUGAUGUGGGUCAGGCACCAAAUAUUUUCAACCUUGUGUAGUAAUCUUUAUGUAUUUUUUUUGUAGUUUAGUAUUCUCAAAAAAAAAAACUGCGUUGUGACGCGGGUAUAAUUCUUUCUCAUUACUGUUAUGUUUUGAAGAAUUUUGUAAAUGCUUUUAUUAAUUGUCACAAGCCCGGUUACUUUGUGUAUAUUUCAUUAUGCAGUUGUAUAUAUCUCAAUUCAUAUAACAUAUAUGGUUUUGAUUAUAUGCGUGUAACUGGGUCCCUACCUUUGAGGUACCAAAAGCAGUCCUCUGCAAGGGGUCAGAACAUUUGUACUACAGAGUUUAUAAUGCAAUGCUUCAGUUUAGGCAUCUGAUUUUAAUGGCUGUUUUUCUUUGAAAGAAAACUGAGAGUUAAGGAUGCAGUGUAUUGUGAUGACUGAGAAUUGGUAUUCAGAUAUUGCUUUACAUUUACCUCCACAUUUUUUUUUUUUUUUUUUUUUUUAAAAAGUAUUGUUACAUUUCAGAACUGUAUUGCCUUGAUAUCUAAUAACCCCUAUCUGUAAUGGUAUAUUUGCUAUUCUGGGCAUAUGUACAACUUAUAUCUUGGAUUCAGUACUUGGGGUGAGGGGGAGGGCUUGUAAUUUUUUUUUUUAAAUAGUGUUAUUGCACCCAAGUAUAAUAUACAAAAUUCUAUAUACUGGUGUUCAUCCUACAUGUUUUGCUACUGAAUACAUUGGUCUUUGUAAGUCAUGAACUGGCACUGCUAAUGUAGUUACUGGUGGUACAGAUGUUUACCCCACUUUCAAUGAUAACAAGCAAUUUUGAAUGAAGAUAUUAUUGGGGAAUAAAACUAAUAAUCUUGAAUAGGUGUCAUCAAGCCUUUAUGAUCUACUCAUUAACAUGAAUUCUAAAAUCUGAUACAGUGGUCCCCCCUUGUCCGCAGUUUCGUUUUCUGUGUUUUCAAUUACCUAGGGUCAACUGCAGUCCAAAAUAUUAAAUGAAAAAUUCCAGAAAUAAGCAAUUCAUAAGUUUUAAAUUGCACGCCGUUCAGAGUAGCGUGAUGAAAUCUCGCACCAUCCCACCUGGGACAUGAAUCGUCCCUUUGUCCAGCAUAUCGACUGUCAUGAUAUCGCAGCGCUUGUGUUCAAGUAACCCCUUAUUUAAAAAAUCAAUACUUAUGAGGACCUGGGUAUUGGCCCUUAGUUUCUUCUUCUGUAUAGGAAAAACUAUAUAUAGGGUUCGGACUAUUAGGCAUCCGCUGGGGGUGUUGGAACAUAUUACUGCGGAUAAGGGAGAACUACUGUAUUACCAAACCCAUUUAGCACAAUUUCGCAAAAUGGAAAAUGAAAGUGAUCCUCAUACAGUUCAAUGUUGAACACAGUGUGUAAUCAUGAGUGUUUUGCUAUAUGUCUUGUCACCGAAAGCUUUUUAACAUUAUAACGAAAUCUUUACUUUGUAGCUUUUGCUUUCCAUAUCUGAAAGGUGCAACAGUUGUGUAAAGUAAUACUGAAAAAGUUCCCAUAGUGUUUAGCUAUAUGAAGAGCUUUUCAUAGUUGAUUGGUUGUGAUUAAGUUUUUUUUUGUUUAGUAUGAUUUUGGUAAUUUUUUCCAAUAAGAAAAACAAACAUUGAGAUUUUCAGUAAUUCUGCACCAAGAUUGCUAUGUUGGUACUACGUUCUCACAGCACAGUUGAGAUGUGUUACCCGAGACUAUAUGCAGAUUAGAUGUGGUCUAACCAUAAAGUCUUUAUUUUGUUUUGUACAACAGUUGUGUAAUUGCCACCUGUAUUUUUAAAGUGAAGCAGUAAUUACGUAGUAAAAAAUAUUCAAUCUA
Scleropages formosus (Asian bonytongue) is the source of this 3075-nucleotide messenger RNA. It is a transcript of the gene bacc1, whose product is annotated as BPTF associated chromatin complex component 1. The record is from RefSeq and is a predicted model, not a curated record. The transcript has 6 exons. The coding region runs from base 640 to 1248 and encodes 202 amino acids. Lineage: Eukaryota; Metazoa; Chordata; Actinopteri; Osteoglossiformes; Osteoglossidae. Gene Ontology annotation, cellular component: NURF complex; MLL1 complex.